CAGCUUGCGAACCUAUAAUUGCUGGUCAGCGGUGGAUUCCAGCUGCUACCGAACCACGGCGUAUACUUACAAAGUCGCUCGAGUUAUUGCCGCCCGACGAAUUGGAGUCCAUCGUGAACGGAAAAAUUAAAAUAAAAGUCCAGGGCCAGAACAGCUUGCGCGACCUCGGUUGAGAUUGGAGCGCGGCAACGCAGGAAGCGUGGUCGAGCGAUCGCGAAGUGGAGGCAGUUGGCAAGAGUCGGGGUAGAAGUGGGUUCCUUCGCAGACCACGGCGGAGCAACGCGACAGGUGAGCAGGAGAUGGCAGGGGGUUGGAGGGGGGCCUCUGAAGCUGUUCACCAGCGUGCACGAGGCGAUGACGAAGGAGGAGGCGUCGCGUUUUGUGCGUCCGCUCUGGGCACUUGCGGUAGGGCGAAUCGAAAUCGAAUAGGCUCAGGCCCGAGCUUCAGAUGUAGGACGGGCAGGCACAGCGCAAGGCGAGUGCAUCGGCAAAGACGACGGGGAGGACGGAGUCCAAUGCGGAUGAGAUGGAAGGGAGGUCGAAGGAUCGAACAGAGAGCAGCGAGGAUGGUUCGGCUCGCAAGCGGAGCGGAAGCAGGAUCAGCAGGUUGCUUGCUAGCCAGCUGGAGGGAGAAGGGCAGAUCGGGGCGCUACUGGAAUCUUGCACCAGGUGGGGAGCGAGGAUAUACUUUGCAGCGACCAAAGCGACAGGACAGGACCGGACCGGACAGGACAGGACGGUACCGUACGUUGGAGCGGAACGAGGAGAAGAGGAUGCAAAGACGCUGAAGAAGAGCAGGGCCAAAGUGCAAAGCAACGACUCUGGCGCAGAUGUGCAGCUCUCACGAUUCGCCGUCGCCGCUGUGCGCUUUUGCUUGCGAGCGCGCGAACCUGGCGCUUUUCGCCUUUUGGCAUCUCCUGGAGCGAUCGCUUUUUCCAGCGCGCGGGCAGUCCAGCAACGGGCGUGCGGGCGUCGCAGUAGUGCCCAGCACCGUCGCAGUAGCCUCCAGCACCGCCCUCGCACCCUUUGCUGGUGGGACACAGCGCUGCCCGGCGAGACUUAGCUCAACGCCACCACACAGGAAUCACAGGAUGGCCCCGGUCGCAUGGCCUGUCGAAGCGCAACCCGCGCCGCCGGAAGCCCAGGAAGGCAUCCGUCUGUCGGUGUUGGAGGCGUCUGGAGAUGGCCGCUGUCCGGACGGAAGGCUUGUCGAGCUGU
Messenger RNA from Verruconis gallopava, 1218 nucleotides. RefSeq lists its product as uncharacterized. Lineage: Eukaryota; Fungi; Ascomycota; Dothideomycetes; Venturiales; Sympoventuriaceae. The transcript has a single exon. The coding region runs from base 527 to 1063 and encodes 178 amino acids. The record is from RefSeq and is a predicted model, not a curated record.